Molecule: messenger RNA, 315 nt
Organism: Parnassius mnemosyne (clouded apollo)
Lineage: Eukaryota; Metazoa; Arthropoda; Insecta; Lepidoptera; Papilionidae
Source: the annotation of a GenBank genome assembly
AUGGAGCUCACGCGUGAACAUUUCCGUGCCAUAAUUUAUCACAAUUUUCGUCGCGGCUUAUCUCAAAAUAAAUGUCUCAGCGAACUUGUUUCGAUUUAUGAUGUUGAAGCACCGAGUCAAACGACAAUAUACCGCUGGUAUGCCGAGUUCCGACGCGGUUGUGUGUCGCUCAGCACUGUUUAUUCUCCAGGUCGACUAAGAAUAGCGGUCACGCCUGAAAACAUCGCAGCUGUGCGAACUAUUAUAUUAGGUGACCGUCAUGUGACAUACGAGCAGAUUCUGGCUGUUAUCAGUAUCGGAAUGACUGCAGUUUAG